This is a messenger RNA of Capsella rubella, 561 nucleotides long. RefSeq lists its product as uncharacterized. Lineage: Eukaryota; Viridiplantae; Streptophyta; Magnoliopsida; Brassicales; Brassicaceae. The record is from RefSeq and is a predicted model, not a curated record. The transcript has 6 exons. The coding region runs from base 1 to 561 and encodes 186 amino acids.
AUGAGCGAGGACUCUUCGGUUUCAGUGGAUCAGACACAACCAAGAAAUGGUGGUCAAGGAAGGGGGAUGAAUCCAUUUGUGCAACCACCCAUUGCACGAAGAACCCUAAUCAUCCAGAAUCAAACCGACGUCGUCACUAUUCUAUCAGCUCUUUCUAGGACAAGUCGUCAAGGAUUCUACAUCAUGUCAGGGAGUGGAUACGUUUCACAAGCCACCGUGGUGUCGUUACCAUCCCGACUGAUAUUGACUGGCAUUGGUCGGCAAAUACUUUACAUGAGUGGUUGGUUCCAACCAAUGAUCUCAAUUACAGAUAGUCUUGUACUAGCUAGUCGUCGCAACGGAAUACUCCAUGUCUCCCUUUCCGGUCUUGGACAAAGCCUUGGCAUAGCACAACAUCUUAUUGCUGAUGGACCUGUUGAGGUGAAUGUUGUUUUCCUUUCCGGACCGGGGUCGGAAUAUCCACCCGAUGCACCAGCUCCUGGACCGAUAGCACGGAUUCGGCUGCAAGUUAACUAUGUAGAUGGAGCACAUGCAGCACCACAAGCACCUGUUGAAGAAUAG